GCUUUGAUAAACUAUAAGGCAGUGUCGAACCUUCUUUAUUCAAAAUUUGUUCGCGCUCCAUUUUCACCGGCAUCUGUUGCCAUUGCUUAAUGCUGGUUGUUUAAAAGAAAAAUGUGUCAAAUUUAAAAGUACCUCCGUGAUUAGUUUUUUUUCAAAAUCAGAAUGAGUGAUAAUAUACCUAGGAGAUGUGGUCGGUACAGAAGUGUGGUCCGUAUGCUUAGCUCUCUGCUUCCACUGCGACCAGCACCCAGAAUAUUCUUCAACAUUGUGAAAAAUCCCAGUAAUGUUGUGUACAACUUUAAGAACACUGCCCUUGCUGAAGAUAUAGCUUCAGAGAAAAUGAGUCAUCAAAUCAAAUUUCACAAAUGUGACCAUAGUCCCUCUCAAAUGAGCGUAAAACCAGAUCUCUUGGAGUUUGGGCCCAAAAGUGAGGAGAGACCAGAUGCUGAGAACUCAAUUAAUGACAGUAAAGAAGAUGGAGUAGUUACUCAAAAAAUUGACAAUUUAGAGCGAGAACUUCAGGUACUCAGAGAGCAGAUGUCCCGAAUCAUGGCAGCACAGUUACAAGCUGAACGCAAAGAUGCUCUAAGAAUACCAGCUCCUCCACCUAUGGCUUCAUCAACUCCUGGGGUUCCUCCUCCACCACCUCCACCUCCACCUCCACCUCCACCGCCGCCAUUGCCUCCCAUGGGCAAUCUCUCAGUACCACGUUUGACUAUAACAAAAUCUCAAACUCUCAAUCCCACUACUCCAAAACGUCCAUCUGGCAUGAAAGUUCCUUUUGACAUGACAGAUGUGCUGAAGGACAUGGGCAAAGUAAAACUUCGACGGAUUGAAAGAUCUCCUGGUGGAACACCUUUGCGACAGGCCCCGCCAGCCACAGACCCUAACACAGUUCUUAUGCUAGUUCUCAAGAAAAGGUAUGCUGCAAUGCAUGACAAGACACCUGAAAAGACCCAUCGCUGUUUAGAAUCAGAUUCUUCCUUUGGUGAAGAGAGUUAUAGUCCUAAAAUGGUGUGUUAAGAUAAGAAAAUGUAGCCAAUGCAGUUGGCCAGAUUGUUACCCUGCAUUAUGUCCUUCUAAAAGACAAACUGCAGUUUUUUUUAAUAUUGUAUGAAUUUGUGACAAAUUGCAUCAAUGAAAAGUAUGCAAGCUACUUGUGUAAAUAGACUUUGCCUGCGCAUUUUGAGUACGUAUUUCAAUUAUACUCCUGUGAUAUUUCUGUAAGACCCUGUUUCAGAAUUUCAUUGUAAAUAAAUAAAAUGAAGACAGUUUUUAAUUAAA
This is a messenger RNA of Frankliniella occidentalis (western flower thrips), 1284 nucleotides long. RefSeq names its product mitochondrial fission regulator 2-like. Bases 163 to 1023 code for a protein of 286 amino acids. The record is from RefSeq and is a predicted model, not a curated record. Lineage: Eukaryota; Metazoa; Arthropoda; Insecta; Thysanoptera; Thripidae. The transcript has 5 exons. Gene Ontology annotation, biological process: aerobic respiration; mitochondrial fission. Gene Ontology annotation, cellular component: mitochondrion.